Zygosaccharomyces rouxii is the source of this 912-nucleotide messenger RNA. It is a transcript of the gene COX18, whose product is annotated as membrane insertase COX18. The transcript has a single exon. Gene Ontology annotation, molecular function: membrane insertase activity. Gene Ontology annotation, biological process: protein insertion into mitochondrial inner membrane from matrix; mitochondrial respiratory chain complex IV assembly. Gene Ontology annotation, cellular component: mitochondrial inner membrane. Bases 1 to 912 code for a protein of 303 amino acids. The record is from RefSeq and is a predicted model, not a curated record. NCBI's taxonomy places the organism in Eukaryota, Fungi, Ascomycota, Saccharomycetes, Saccharomycetales, Saccharomycetaceae.
AUGUUUGUAAAAUCGAUACAAAGGCUGCCGAAUAGAAUUGGCAAGAGGCAUUUCUCUUCGUUCCAGAAUGUAGCUGAUACUUUCGUUACUCUGCAUGAAGCUACAUCUGUACCAUGGAUGGUUCUCAUACCACUAACUACAAUUGGAUUAAGAACAUGUUUAACUCUACCAUUAAGCAUAUGGCAGCGUAAGAGAUUGGUAAAGCAGCAAGAAUUAAGGAAAGUGGUACAGGCAGUACCACCAGUAACGAAAUUAAGACUAGCAGCCGCUACAAAUGCGGCGUCAAAAGCUAAUGAUGAGAUUACAAGUUCUGGUAGUAUAGUCAAAGAAGAGGAACAUCCUAUACAAACUAAACCACAGAGAUUGACACCAGAUCAGAUUACGUUGUUGGCAGUGAAAGAAACUAGAAAGAGACAAAAGAGAUUAUUUGGAAAGUAUAAUGUACAAAUGUGGAAAAAUGCUGUACUUCCACUGGUACAAAUUCCAUUAUGGAUAACCGUAUCAAUGGGGUUGAGGAAUCUAACGGAGAAAAGACUCCUUGAGACUAAUAAUUGGUCAUUGACUGAAUACUUGUUCCCGGAAAAUUUAGAUCUUAGUCUUCCGUGGGAUGAUAUGCCCAUGGUAGCACCAUUGAUUUUGGGUACAAUAUCCUUAAUCAAUGUUGAGUACAACGGUAGAGUAAUGACAAGUACAUCCACAUCUCGUGUAGGUAUUGAAACUGCACCGAAUGAAUAUUCAAGGAUGUCUCAAGGUAUCAAGAGUAUCCUUAACGUAUCUCGAUUAAGUUGCGUUUUCAUGAUGGGUAUAUCUUCACAGGCGUCAAUACUGCUAUCGUUGUACUGGAUAAGUUCACAAUUUUACUCAUUGAUACAGAACAUUUUUCUAGACUGGUUCUGGCCUUACCAGAGGUAG